This is a messenger RNA of Ricinus communis (castor bean), 2249 nucleotides long. RefSeq names its product RNA demethylase ALKBH9B. NCBI's taxonomy places the organism in Eukaryota, Viridiplantae, Streptophyta, Magnoliopsida, Malpighiales, Euphorbiaceae. The coding region runs from base 232 to 1770 and encodes 512 amino acids. The transcript is spliced from 7 exons. Gene Ontology annotation, molecular function: mRNA binding; demethylase activity. The record is from RefSeq and is a predicted model, not a curated record. Gene Ontology annotation, biological process: mRNA catabolic process.
GAGCAGCUGUACUGUUUAGACAUUAUUUUUAUCAAAUAAUAUUUGCCACUUUCUCUGGAGGGUAAUAGUUUUUGUGGGUGAAGCUGUUUUGGCCUUAACUGCUGCGUCAAUUCAAUCUUUGCUCCACGUAAAAGUGAGGAUUUGAUACUUCAUUCCCUUCUGUAAUUUCAAUUCUUAAUUAAAACCUACAACUGAACAAAAACCUCUAAUCUCUCCAUCAUUCCCCGAGUCAUGAGCGAUCUCGACCGAGUCAGAAAGGACGAUCCUUUCCUCCUUCAGUAUCAGCCUUCCGAUCUCCGAAUUGCAUCAGAGUUCCUUACCACGUGGCUCCCUUUUCUCUCCAGAGAUCUCUGCCAUCACUGCACUAGAACUCUCUCCCAUCGCAUUCGCUCUCUCGACUCUGAACUUCAUUCCGAUGCGGAACCUUCAACUUCAACUAAAACUAUAACACCUGCCAACUCGAACAAUGUGGAUUCGCAUGAGAAUUAUUGUGAUUGUGAUGAUAAUUGCGAAAAUAAUUCAACAGAAAGUAAUAAAGAUGGUGAUGGGGAUGACACGAAUUCUUUAGGUAGUUGGAAAGAUGGAUCUAAUGGGUGGUCUGAACCUGUUUCAGAACCUCCUUCAAGUGGAAUACUUGGUGCACCGCCUUCCAUUCAGGUUCCAACCCAUCGAAUUUCUUGGGCUGACAUGGCUCAGGAAGAUGAAUUUGAGGAGGAGGAGGAGGAGGAUGAGGACCGAAGGGAGUUGGAUAAACGGAUGGUAACUUUAAGUGCUUCGACAGGGAAGAUGAAGAUAUCAACUGUUGAGAAGCCUAAGCUGUCAAGGGAGCAGAGAGAGUCUAUCCGGUUCAAGAGUGUGAAGAGGAAGAAGGAUUUUAUAUGUUUGGAGAGGGUUAAAGGGAAGUUUGUUAAUAUUCUUGAGGGACUUGAACUCCACACUUGUGUUUUCAGCGCUGUAGAGCAGAACAGGAUAGUUAACUAUGUUCAUGAACUCGAGGAGAUGGGGAAAAGAGGAGAGCUUAAAGAGAGGACAUAUACAGCUCCACAAAAGUGGAUGAGAGGUAAAGGGCGUGUUACUAUCCAAUUCGGUUGUUGUUACAACUAUGCAACAGACAAAAAUGGUAACCCACCUGGUAUCCUCCAGAGUGAAACUGUAGAUCCUAUACCUCACCUCUUCAAAGUGAUCAUUAGAAGGCUGAUCAAAUGGCAUGUUCUCCCUCCGACCUGUGUACCUGACAGUUGCAUUGUUAACAUUUAUGAUGAAGGGGACUGUAUACCUCCUCAUAUUGACAAUCAUGAUUUUAAUCGACCUUUCUGCACAGUGUCCUUUGUUAGCGAGUGUAAUAUAGUAUUUGGAUCUAACUUAAAGGUUUUGGGCCCUGGUGAGUUUUCUGGAUCAAUUGCAAUCCCUCUGCCUGUGGGAUCUGUUCUUGUCCUAGAUGGGAAUGCAGCUGAUGUGUCUAAGCACUGUGUGCCGUCAGUUCCUACAAAGAGGAUAUCCAUUACAUUUAGAAAAAUGGAUGAAGCAAAACGACCUGCUGGCUUUGUUCCAGAACCUGAUUUACAGGGGAUUGAACCAUUAGUAGAUGACUUGGACAAAACAAAGAGGUUAAAUUCUCCCAGGUCUGAGCCUCAUAGGAGAAGGCAGCCAACUGGAAGGGAGAGUAGGAUGGAACCGAGAGGAUUUGGAGUGAGUGGUUCCCAAUCAGAACCACGCCACAUGACUUCAAAUAGGCGAGGAUAUGGAAAUAAGUGGAGGGCCAGAGUCUGAAAGAGCUGAAGGAAAUGGCAUGUCAGGGUUUAUUAUUCAAAUGCAUGCAAGUGUUUGGCAUCUUUUAGCUGAAUUCUUGCUUGACCAAAAUCUGCAAGUAUUUUCUGCCUGCAAUGGAGGGCAAUAUUGAAGAAUCUGCAAUUAUAAUUAAAGUGUUGGAAUGACAGGCUUCAGUUUUGUGCAGCUGGAACAUUGUUAAGUUCUGGUUCGUUUAUACUUGACGCAUGAUUGAAUGACUAGUCACUACUGGUUUUGGUAAUAGCAUAAUUGGAUCUGAUCUGUUAGUUUGGAACUCUGCCUGGCACCCCAUUGUUGGAGUCACCUUUUUGAUGCUUGCUUGCUUGUAUGCGAUGGAUUUGGUUUAUUGAGAUGCCGCUCAAUUAAUUGAUUGUGCAAAUGUAUCAUCACUGCAGCAUAAGGCUGGACUCUGAUUUUAUUUUUCACUUUUAUAUACAUAAUACAUAUAAUAUAAUUUUAGA